UAAAACGCUUUCACUCAAUUAGUACCACGUAUAUUAUACACAACAACUUGAUCAGAACUUGUACUCUGAGUACUUAACAACUACAUAUAGAACGUACGUAGUAUACACCUUAAGUGGUGACAACUUUGGCAAAUCGAAGAAGAUGAAGCAAACAUGGACAUGGCAAACGUUGGAAGUCCCGACGUUGAUGCUUAUAAGCUUGGUUAUCCAAGCGCUGCUUGCAUUACUUGCACCCCUAAGAAAAAACAGCGCAAAUGGAUAUCUAUUGGCUUUCCUUUGGCUGCUUUACUUGUCUGCUGAUUCGGUCGCGCUCUUAGUCAUUGGUUUGAUCAGUCGUAGCCACCAAAGUGAUGAUAAUCCGAGUGCAGACAUCGUAGCAUUUUGGGCACCCUUUCUUCUGCUGCAUCUUGGCGGUCCAGACACAAUCACUGCUCUGGCUUUCGAAGACAACGAGCUAUGGCAUCGCCACGCACUUCAACUGAUCACCCAAACGAUGGUCACCCUUUACGUCUUUGUCUUGUCUAUGGUUAGAGGUAGACAUAACCGUCUAUGGCUUCCCAUGGCCUUGAUGUUCAUUGACGGGUUUAUCAAAUAUGUUGAGCGAACUUUUGCUUUAUAUUUUGCUAGUAGGGAAGGUAUUCGAGCCUCUCUUGGGGAAGAACCAAUAUCUUCCUUCAAUAGAUGGGCUGAUGAGUACUACUCUGCUGAAACUUCUAAUAUUCCGUCUAGAUUUGAGGUUGUAUACAUUCGUAGCAACGUUGAUGACACUAAUGAUGAUUCCGAUCUCAAUAAGGCCAAUGUUGAGGAGAAUGUCAAUCAUGCUUACACCCUUUAUAAUAGCUUUAGAGGCAUUCUAGCAGACGAUGUCUCGACCUUAACGGAUGAACACAUGCUUGUUGAGAUGCUCUUCCUCAAACAACAUGUACUUAAAGGUAUCGAGAUCAUACUAACUGAGCUCAAUUUGUUUUAUGAUGUCUUGCAUACGAAGGUGUUUUUGGCUAGCAAGAAACGAGGUUUUUUGCGCCUUGUUUGCUUCCUUUCAUUAAUUACGGCAUCCUUAUUGUUCUUUUUCGCUAUUCGUAGUAAUACAAAAUACUACUCCUUGGAUGUUGGGGUGUCCUUUACCCUGCUCGGGGGUGCCAUAGUUCUAGACAUAGUCUCCUUUCUUAGGUUCUUACAUUCCGAUUGGUUUGUUAUCACGGUGACCAAGGUGACGGCAGCCAAUCCAUCUAGACUACUACCAUUCCAAAAUGUUUUGUCAGUGUUGCUUAAAUGGUCAAUUCGGUGGAAAGACCCUUAUGCUAAAAGGUGGUGUCAAUCCACCUCAAGCUACAAUUUGUUGAAUUGCAGCUUCAAGCGGAAAGCAUUCAAUUUCCUUGAUUUUAUCUAUAUAAAGCGGAUCAAAGAUUGCUUGAUCGAUUGGCUAUAUGUGGAAAGAAAUCCAAUUAAGCUUUCUUAUCUUGAAUUCAUCUUCACAGAGCUACAACUGAAGGCCAAGCUAGUAAGAGGAGAUAAAGAGGGUAUGGAACAAGUAUCUUCAGCUAGAGGUAAUUUGGUAUUGGAAGAGGAUUUCUUCCUCGUUUCCGAGUACUUGCAACCUUGGACUAUAGAUGUUGAAGAUUACAGUGAAAGCGUGCUAACGUGGCACCUAGCUACUGAUAUCUGCUACUGGAUAGAGUCUAACACUACGUGUGAGCCACAUCGUGAAGUUAGCAAGCAACUCUCUGACUACGUGGUUUAUCUUAUACUAAGACGCCAGGACUUGGUGCCCCAGCUGGUGAGCAAAUCUGAUGUUCAUUUUAAAAGCACAGAAAAAGAUAUCAUUCUUGCAUAUGAUAAAGCAAGUAAAAAUACUAGAGAUCCAGUGAAAAGUUUUUGUGAAUAUGUGGUUUAUCAUAAAUUAGAUGAUAGAAUUGCAGCUCAAGUAUCCAAGUCCAACGACAGCCAAUCUGUGUUCGAUGAGGCAUGUUGCUUAGCUAAGCAACUGGUGAUGUUUGGAGACAAUAAAUGGGAGAUAAUAAGCAAAGUUUGGGUGGAAAUGUUGUGCUACGCUGCCAUACGAUCCUCGCCUAGAUACAACUUUGCCAAUUUGAGCAAAGGCGGAGAGCUCAUAACAUUGGUGUGGCUCUUCAUGAGUCAUCUUGGUUAUCGUCUUCCUCUUCCUGAAAAUCGAGGUCUACGCUCUGCUAAACUGAUUAUUGGCAAGUGAGAUUGGUGCUCCAGCCACAUAUAUUUGAAGCAAAUUCUAGUGUCCGUGUUAAUUGCGGCGGUUAUUAUCUAUUGCUAAAUAAAACUGUCAUCUCUA
Molecule: messenger RNA, 2305 nt
Organism: Chenopodium quinoa (quinoa)
Lineage: Eukaryota; Viridiplantae; Streptophyta; Magnoliopsida; Caryophyllales; Amaranthaceae
Exons: 1
Coding region: 143-2209 (688 amino acids)
Source: RefSeq, a predicted model, not a curated record